Vigna umbellata (rice bean) is the source of this 1371-nucleotide messenger RNA. RefSeq names its product pyridoxal 5'-phosphate synthase subunit PDX1. Lineage: Eukaryota; Viridiplantae; Streptophyta; Magnoliopsida; Fabales; Fabaceae. Gene Ontology annotation, biological process: amino acid metabolic process; pyridoxine biosynthetic process; pyridoxal 5'-phosphate biosynthetic process. Gene Ontology annotation, molecular function: amine-lyase activity. The record is from RefSeq and is a predicted model, not a curated record.
GGUUGAAGGCAGGAAAGGCCCGAAAGGAGAGAGAUGUGAGGACUACAUAAACAUCUCAUUAGCAUUCUCUCUUUGCCCACCGCACAACAACAAUCUCUUCUCUUUCUCUUUCUCUUUCUCUUCCUUCUCACACAGUCCACACCUCUAUCUCACUCAAUGGAAGGAGAAGGAUCCGGUGUGGUUACCGUCUACGGCAACGGUGCCAUCACGGAAACCAAGAAGUCCCCCUUCUCCGUCAAAGUCGGCCUCGCCCAGAUGCUCAGGGGCGGUGUCAUCAUGGAUGUUGUCAACGCCGACCAGGCCCGCAUCGCCGAAGAGGCCGGGGCCUGCGCGGUCAUGGCCCUCGAGCGGGUACCCGCCGACAUCCGGGCCCAGGGUGGUGUGGCCCGCAUGAGCGACCCACAGCUGAUCAAGGAAAUCAAGCGGGCCGUUACCAUCCCCGUGAUGGCAAAGGCCCGCAUCGGACACUUCGUGGAGGCCCAGAUCCUGGAGGCCAUCGGCAUCGACUACGUCGACGAGAGCGAGGUUCUCACACUGGCCGAUGACGCAAAUCACAUCAACAAACACAACUUCCGCAUCCCCUUUGUAUGCGGCUGCCGCAACCUCGGGGAAGCCCUCCGCCGCAUCCGCGAGGGCGCCGCCAUGAUCCGCACCAAGGGCGAGGCAGGCACCGGCAACAUCAUCGAGGCCGUGCGUCACGUCCGCUCUGUGAUGAGCGACAUUAGGGUUCUCCGCAACAUGGACGACGACGAAGUUUUCACCUUCGCCAAGAACAUUGCCGCGCCCUACGACCUUGUCAUGCAGACCAAGCAGCUUGGCCGCCUUCCCGUCGUCCACUUCGCCGCAGGUGGCGUCGCCACUCCCGCCGAUGCCGCCCUCAUGAUGCAGCUUGGCUGCGAUGGCGUCUUCGUCGGCUCCGGCGUCUUCAAGAGCGGUGACCCUGCCAAACGUGCUAGAGCCAUUGUUCAGGCCGUCACUCAUUACAGCGACCCUGAGGUUUUGGCUGAGGUCAGUUGCGGCUUGGGUGAAGCCAUGGUUGGAAUCAAUUUGAGCGAUAGCAACGUUGAGAGGUUCGCCAAUCGUUCAGAAUGAUUCUUCUUUUUUCUUGGGUCUUGUUUCUCAGAUUCAAUCUGGAUUAAGGUUUUACUAGUGGUUUUAGUUGGUUCUUAUUUUAUUUUGGUAAGAAUAAUGUUAUGCUUUUGUUGUUAUGAACUGUGUCAAAAAAAUAAAUAAAAAAAUUAGAUAGCUAUUGGUGUCUGCCUUGUAAUGUGCUGAUACAAUAUUCAGCUUUGUGGUACUAUAUUGUCCACUUAGUUUUUUCAUGGUAUACUAGGAUCGAAUAAUUCUUGUUUUAUUCAAUCCUAUUUUUUA